This is a messenger RNA of Medicago truncatula (barrel medic), 939 nucleotides long. RefSeq lists its product as uncharacterized. Bases 37 to 246 code for a protein of 69 amino acids. The record is from RefSeq and is a predicted model, not a curated record. The transcript has a single exon. Lineage: Eukaryota; Viridiplantae; Streptophyta; Magnoliopsida; Fabales; Fabaceae.
GCUAGUUAACAUAGAACGCUCCAAUAGGAGAAAUAAAUGGCAGAUUGGGCUCCAAUUGUUAUAGGCUUGAUCUUGUUUGUGUUAUUUUCACCUGGAUUACUAUUUCAGCUACCAGGCAAAGGCAGGGUGGUGGAAUUUGUCAAUUUCCAAACAAGUGCUAUUUCCAUUUUUGUUCAUUCCCUUCUCUUCUUUGGAUUUAUGGUUAUCUUUAUUGUUGCCAUUGAUGUUCAUAUCUACAGUGGUUAAGUGAUCGUUCACCCAUGGUUUUGAUUUGUGGUCUCUACAACGAUAUAAAAGAUUUUGAGGUAUCUGCAACAAUAUAAUAACCUCAAAUUCGACUAUAUCUAUCACAUUUUUCUGCAAUAUAAAAGUUCGCAGCGUAACUGCAACACCACCUUUCUUUGCAUAUUUAGGUAUAUUCAAUUAAAUUUAUACACCUUUCAGUUAUACACGCUUUUAGUUUAUUAAAAAAAAAAAAAGUUAUACACGCUUUUAGUGUUGUAGAAAUGAGCAUUUUUGUGAUCGCAUAAAAAGUUGUUCUUCCUAAUGCCCUGCUUCUUUGUUAUCAAUAUGGUGAGCUUGUUAUUUUGUAUUCAACAAUUUUAGUGUGAAAACUUUGAUGAGUUUUCUGCUAGUGAUUUCUUAAAAACCACAAAAGAAAUUGUACUUAAACAGCAGAAACUUAAGUUAAAGGAUCAAAGUAUACCUACAACCGUUGCUCUUGUUUGAAGAUGUUGAGACUCUUCUAAACCUUCCACAAUCUCACUUUGAUGAUGUAAGAUUUCUGAAUAAAAAUGUUAGACUUAGGGAACCAAAGCUGAUGAAUUACAAGCCUUUAUAUAAUUUCUGUCGUCAAGAAGUUAGCGUACAUGCAAAAAUAAUGUAACCGCUCCACAAUCUGAAGGAAGUUAGUGGGCAAUUACUACAAAGAAGGAAAGA